AUGGUCGCACCGCCCCCACCACUCACUGCCACCUUCUGGACAUCCUUCUGGAGGAACAAGAUCCCGCACAAUGCGCACAAUGUCUGGCGGCGGCUCCUGAUCAACGAACUCCCCUCUGGCCUCCACCUUCACUCCAUUAUUCCCGAUAUGGUUGAGCUCCUCUGCCUUGUCUGUGGAACGGGUCUGGAGGCAAGUCAGCGCCUCCUUUUCAGCUGCCCCAAGAAACUGGAAAGGUACCAUUACGCCUUUGUCCGUGAGAAUCAAGCCUUUAAACUUCGCACGGUCCUUGCCGCAGUGGAUUUGGUCAUUACCCAAGUUUGCGCUCAGUUGGCUGAGAAGAAGUCCAGACUUGACUAUUGA
Molecule: messenger RNA, 360 nt
Organism: Linnemannia hyalina
Lineage: Eukaryota; Fungi; Mortierellomycota; Mortierellomycetes; Mortierellales; Mortierellaceae
Source: the annotation of a GenBank genome assembly